CUCACCUUCCAACAGCCAUACAACUCACCGUACUGUAACACCAUAUCGUAUUACAAGUUUACAACUCCGAAUGAAGAUCACGGUGCACUCGUCGAAAGCCGUGAAGCCGGACUACGGCAGCCGUCCAGCCCCGGGCACGGACGAAGUGAUCCCGCUCACGGUGCUCGACAAGGCCAACUUCGACUGCUACAUCUCCGUCAUCUACGCCUUCCACCCGCCAUCCCCACCCAACACAACCCUCGAGGCCGGCCUUGCCAAGUGCCUGGCCGAGUACCGCGAGUGGGCGGGCCGGCUCACGCUCGCCCCCGGCGCCCACGGCCGCGGCAUCGUCCUCAACGACGCCGGCGCGCGCUUCGUGGAGGCCACAGCCGACGUCGCCCUGGACAGCGUCAUGCCGCUCGAGCCCACCCCCGAUGUGCUCGCGCUCCACCCAUGCGUCGGAGAAGAGGACGAGCCGGAGCCUGAGCUGAUGCUGAUCCAGGUCACCCGGUUCGCGUGCGGCUCGAUCACCGUGGGAUUCACCACGCAGCAUAUAGUGUCCGACGGCCGUGCCACGGGUAACUUCUUUGUGGCGUGGAGCCAGGCCACACGGGGCGUGCCCCUUGACCCCGUCCCCGUCCAUGAUCGCGCCUCCUUCUUCUCUCCCAGUAGUACACUGGUGCCAAAGGUUCAGCACCAGCACCGCGGCGUCGAUUUCAAGCCGGCGAACCUCGACAAUGGCGACAAUGGAACCGCCGUCCGUGAAGACGACGAGGACGAGGUGGUGGUGAGCAAGGUGCACUUCAGCCGGGACUUCAUCUCGAAGCUCAAGUCAGAAGCCUCCGCCUCGGCGGGCCAUCAUCAGCGGCCGUACAGCACGCUGCAGUGCCUCGUGGCCCACCUCUGGCGCCGGAUAACAAAAGCCCGCGGCCUGCUACCCCACGAGCCCACCAGCGUCAGCAUCGCGGUGGACGGCCGGGCCCGGAUACACACCCCGCGUCAAAUCCCAGAGGGCUACACGGGGAACGUGGUGCUCUGGGCCCGGCCCACCUGCACGGCCCAGGACCUCGUGGAAUCCCGGCCGUUGGGCCACGCGGUGGAGCUGAUAAACAAGGCGGUGAGCCGGAUCGACGACGGCUACUUCCGGUCCUUCGUGGACUUCGCCGGCUCCGGCGCCGUGGAGAAAGAGCGGCUCGUGCCGGCGGCCGACGCCAAGGAGAUGGUGCUCAGCCCGAAUAUCGAGGUGGAUAGCUGGCUCAGGAUGCCGUUCUACGACGUGGAUUUUGGUGCUGGGCGGCCAUUCUUCUUCAUGCCGAGCUAUCUCCCCGUGGAAGGGCUGCUGAUCCUGCUGCCGUCCUUCUUGGGCGAUGGCAGCGUGGAUGCUUACGUGCCGCUCUUCGGCCGCCACGUGGACACCUUCAAGAACAGCUGCCAUACACUUGAGUAGUACUCUCUCCGUCUCAUUAUACGAGGCAUGCCUUCAUCCGAAGAUUUCAAAUUUAACUAGCAAAAUAUAAAUUAUAUUUCAUAAAAAAAAUUUAAUUAGAUUCGUAAUCAAAUGAACUUUCUAAUGAUAUAUUUUUCACGUCAUAUAAUUUAUAUUUUGAUGGUAAAAUUGAUGAUCUUAGACACGUGCAUGGAUGGAGGGAGUAGCUAACUCUGGCUGCCGGAAGUGCUUAAUUUGCGCUGUCUAAUAUGUUGUUGAUUGAUUCAGUUGUCAAUGUUGUUUUGGCAGAAUAAAUGAACGAUUUUUUUAAUCUUGGAA
Brachypodium distachyon (stiff brome) is the source of this 1744-nucleotide messenger RNA. Its product is annotated as agmatine coumaroyltransferase-1-like. The record is from RefSeq and is a predicted model, not a curated record. Gene Ontology annotation, molecular function: acyltransferase activity, transferring groups other than amino-acyl groups. NCBI's taxonomy places the organism in Eukaryota, Viridiplantae, Streptophyta, Magnoliopsida, Poales, Poaceae. The coding region runs from base 71 to 1426 and encodes 451 amino acids. The transcript has a single exon.